AGGUUAUUUACCUACGUAUCACGAGAAAGCAUAGAAACAACCUCUUUAUUUCUCCAUGAAGCUCUAGCCAAAGUAUAGGUGUCUACGGCUAUACAUUCUGAUGUUGUUCUUCGUAGUGCACGUCUUACGUGGAUUCUGAUAAAGCAUCCGUUCAUUUUAUAGCCUUCCUGAUUUCAUGCUGCUGCCACACAGCCCGAACUUCUAUAUUGCAAACAACUCGCUCUAUCGCCUAACCUCAGGAUGAGAAGCAAUCACAUAUGACAGUCUAGCACAUAUCGUUGAUAUCAAGCCAUACAAUGUCGUUCACACUAUCUGAAGUUCAAGUCGCAGAUGCUGAGAGUCUGAUCCGAAGAUGCGAUUUCCCUGCCAUCCAGGACGAUCCGCUCCAUCGUAUCAUGUUUCCCCGCUCGCGCCCGGACAACUGGGAAAGCGAAAUACGAUGGAUGGCGAAUAACUUGAAGAACACGUUGGAAAGGGGGCGGUCCAACUUUCGUAAGGUCUGUGCUGAAGAUGGAACCCCUGUUGGAUUUGCUGGCUGGGCCUUGGAACAGAGCGACACUCCUCAAGGUGUUAAGGCCCAGAGCAACGAAAAGAAAGAUGGCAGUACCAUUCCGGACCCAGAUACUCUAGAUAUGAAUGCCUGGCUAGAAACCUCGAAGAUGCUGAGAGAAGAGAAAAGACGAAUAUUACAUGGCCGUAAGAAUAUUUGGCGGCUUAUGAUUAUAUCGGUAGAUCCAGCCUACCAGCGCCAAGGUGUAGGAUCUAUGCUCAUGCAGUGGGGAUGUGAAGAGGCAGACCGAAACGAAAGAGAUGCAUUUGUGCUAGCUUCGCCGGCCGCAGUCCGCUUAUACACAAAGUUCGGUUUCGAGGUUGUCGGCAAAGUAGAAACAACAGAAGGUACAUUUCGCAGCAUGUUUAGAAAGGUGCAGAAGCAGGCAUGAAAUUUUGAGUCGUAACUACCUAGCUACCUAAGUACCUGGGUAGGUACCUACCAUAACCCAACUGUGAAG
This is a messenger RNA of Daldinia caldariorum, 1010 nucleotides long. RefSeq names its product acyl-CoA N-acyltransferase. Gene Ontology annotation, molecular function: acyltransferase activity, transferring groups other than amino-acyl groups. The record is from RefSeq and is a predicted model, not a curated record. NCBI's taxonomy places the organism in Eukaryota, Fungi, Ascomycota, Sordariomycetes, Xylariales, Hypoxylaceae. The transcript has 2 exons. The coding region runs from base 297 to 941 and encodes 214 amino acids.